AUGCCAGGUCGACUCAAGAUUCAGCGUCCCUCUCCGACGACCGUCUCUUUCACGGUAUCGAAUGCGCCGCAGCGAUCGAGUUCCCUAGCCAAGAUCUUGUUCGCUUUACAAGUCCUGCUGCGUGCAUUCUUGUUCCUUUGCGUGGUAGUUGUCGGCAUCACUCUCCUUCGACACCUUGUCUUUGAAGGAGAUGAUGGGUUUAUCAGCUGGCCACUUGUCUGGUCCAGUACGCUUGGGUCUAAGCUAUGUUGCUUGGUGGAUUCAUACAACCCGCUAGCAGUCGCAAUGGUCAGCGCAUUGGUGAUAUAUUGUGUCUUCAGAAGAGGCUACACAGAGGAAUCACUCCUGGUUAUUCGGGGAUUCGGCAUCCAGACCUCGACAUCUUCAGCCACCUAUCUGUCUACCGCCGCCACAAGGUUUAUUCCUACCACUCAAAUCCAAGACAUUGUCAUCCAUGAAGCUUUCAAAGGCUUCGAGGUUCGCUUUUACUUGGCAGUCAUUGUCGAAGGCGAGCCGAAUGCCGUGGUCGUAUUUCCGCAUACGCUUCCCAAACGAGAAAUUCUAGAGCAGGUUUGGAGGGGCUCAAGACGGUGCCUAUACGACGCGAAAUCCUGA
Molecule: messenger RNA, 615 nt
Organism: Penicillium salamii
Lineage: Eukaryota; Fungi; Ascomycota; Eurotiomycetes; Eurotiales; Aspergillaceae
Source: the annotation of a GenBank genome assembly